UUCCCUAUAGACAUUUGGAAGGGGCUCACUAUGACAGGGCAGAGUCUGAAGGCUUUAUCUGAAGCGAAUUUUGAAGACAAUGAGAUCAGCAUCAACGUUGGAGGCUUUAAGAAAAAGAUGAGAUCCAACACGUUAUUAAGGUUCCCUGAGACCAGGCUUGGCAAACUGCUGAGCUGCCACUCAAAGGAGUCCAUCCUGGAGCUCUGUGAUGACUAUGAUGACACCAAGAAUGAAUUUUAUUUUGACAGGAAUCCUGAGCUCUUUCCUUACGUGCUACAUUUCUAUAACACUGGCAAGCUCCAUGUGAUGGGUGAACUCUGCGUGUUUUCUUUCAGCCAGGAGAUUGAAUACUGGGGAAUCAAUGAGUUCUUCAUAGACUCCUGCUGCAGUUACAGCUACCAUGGGAGAAAAAUGGAGCCAGACCAGGAGAAGUGGGAGGAACAAAGUGACCAGGAAAGUACUACAUCUUCUUUCGAUGAAAUUUUGGCAUUCUACAAUGAUGCCUCUAAAUUUGACAAGCAACCCUUUGGGAACAUCAGGAGGCAGCUCUGGCUUGCUCUGGAUAAUCCUGGGUACUCAGUCUUAAGCCGAAUCUUCAGUGUCCUUUCAAUAGUGGUGGUGCUGGGCUCCAUUGUGACCAUGUGCCUGAACAGCCUCCCAGACUUUCAGAUUGUUGACAGCAAUGGGAACCCCGAGGAAGACCCUCGCUUUGAAAUUGUGGAACAUUUUGGUAUUGCAUGGUUCACUUUUGAGCUGGUGGCAAGAUUUGCAGUAGCUCCUGACUUUUUAAAAUUUUUCAAGCAUGCCCUGAAUUUGAUUGACCUGAUGUCUAUCCUUCCAUUUUAUAUCACUUUAAUUGUCAACUUGGUGGUAGAAAGUAGUCCAACUUUAGCAAAUCUAGGCAGGGUUGCACAAGUCCUGAGACUCAUGAGGAUCUUUCGCAUCUUAAAGCUUGCUAGACACUCCACAGGUCUCCGGUCUCUUGGGGCCACCCUGAAGUAUAGCUACAGAGAGGUGGGGCUUCUUUUGCUUUACCUCUCUGUUGGCAUCUCCAUUUUCUCAGUAGUGGCUUACACCAUUGAGAAAGAAGAGAAUGAGGGGUUAGCCACCAUCCCUGCUUGUUGGUGGUGGGCUACUGUUAGCAUGACUACAGUUGGCUACGGGGAUGUUGUGCCAGGGAGCACUGCUGGCAAGUUGACAGCAUCUGCAUGCAUCCUAGCUGGUAUUCUAGUGGUAGUGCUGCCCAUUACACUGAUCUUCAAUAAAUUCUCCCACUUUUACAAGCGUCAGAAGCAGUUAGAGAGUGCCAUGAGAAGCUGUGAUUUUGGUGAUGGUAUGAAAGAAGUUCCAUCAGUCAACUUAAGGGACUACUAUGCUUAUAAAGUUAAAUCCCUUAUGGCCAGUCUUACCAAUAUGAGCAGGAGUACCCCCAGUGAGCUGAGCCUGAAUGAUUCACUGGAUUAGUGUACAAGUUUGACAGCAGUUUGCAUGAGAGCUAUCAAGAGCUAUGUUUGUAAAUGUUUCCCUGUUUGUCUUUUUUCUUAGAGGAUAGUGUUGCUGACACUGCACUGAACUUUGCACUUGAGAAACUAAAGACAUUUCUAUUACAAGUUGAUGGUUUGCACAUUUUCAUCCUGUUGCAUUGCUAGUAAAUGCUGACUUUUCCAUACAAAUGUGAUCACUUCCAUGACAUUACUGCUAGAGGUGUAGUGAUGGUCUGUUACUUCGUGCAUUACCUCAUCUGAGCAGAGAAAUUAAUGUACCCAAGUGGAAUAAAAAUUCUCAUCUGUGACACGAGUAAUGAAAAAA
This is a messenger RNA of Chaetura pelagica (chimney swift), 1809 nucleotides long. It is a transcript of the gene KCNS2, whose product is annotated as potassium voltage-gated channel, delayed-rectifier, subfamily S, member 2. Gene Ontology annotation, cellular component: membrane; voltage-gated potassium channel complex. The record is from RefSeq and is a predicted model, not a curated record. Bases 31 to 1464 code for a protein of 477 amino acids. The transcript has a single exon. Gene Ontology annotation, molecular function: protein binding; voltage-gated potassium channel activity. Gene Ontology annotation, biological process: regulation of delayed rectifier potassium channel activity; protein homooligomerization; potassium ion transmembrane transport. Lineage: Eukaryota; Metazoa; Chordata; Aves; Apodiformes; Apodidae.